This is a messenger RNA of Leptonychotes weddellii (Weddell seal), 1173 nucleotides long. NCBI's taxonomy places the organism in Eukaryota, Metazoa, Chordata, Mammalia, Carnivora, Phocidae. The record is from RefSeq and is a predicted model, not a curated record.
AUUGAUAUUUUGUUUGCAAGACUAGCACUGCAGACUAUUCCAGAAGACUUGGACUUACGAGAUGACAGUCUGCUUAAGAAUUUAGAUAUAAGAUGCAUAAGAAGUCUUAACGGUUGCAGGGUAACCGAUGAAAUUUUACAUCUAGUACCAAACAUUGACAACUUCAGGUUAACUCUGAGAGCUAUCAAACUGUGGGCCAAACGCCACAACAUCUAUUCCAAUAUAUUAGGUUUCCUCGGUGGUGUUUCCUGGGCUAUGCUAGUAGCAAGAACUUGCCAGCUUUAUCCAAAUGCAAUAGCAUCAACUCUUGUACAUAAAUUUUUCUUGGUAUUUUCUAAAUGGGAAUGGCCAAAUCCAGUGCUAUUGAAACAGCCUGAAGAAUGCAAUCUUAAUUUGCCUGUAUGGGACCCAAGGGUAAACCCCAGUGAUAGGUACCAUCUUAUGCCUAUAAUUACACCAGCAUACCCACAACAGAACUCCACGUACAAUGUGUCCGUUUCAACACGGAUGGUCAUGGUUGAGGAGUUUAAACAAGGUCUUGCUAUCACAGAUGAAAUUUUGCUGAGUAAGGCAGAGUGGUCCAAACUUUUUGAAGCUCCAAACUUCUUUCAAAAGUACAAGCAUUAUAUUGUACUUCUAGCAAGUGCACCAACAGAAAAACAACGCCUAGAAUGGGUGGGCUUGGUGGAGUCAAAAAUCCGAAUCCUGGUUGGAAGUUUGGAGAAGAAUGAAUUUAUUACACUGGCUCAUGUGAAUCCCCAGUCAUUUCCAGCACCCAAAGAAAAUCCUGACAAGGAAGAAUUUCGCACGAUGUGGGUGAUUGGGUUAGUGUUUAAAAAAACAGAAAACUCUGAAAAUCUCAGUGUUGAUCUCACCUAUGAUAUUCAGUCUUUCACAGAUACAGUUUAUAGGCAAGCAAUAAACAGCAAGAUGUUUGAGGUGGACAUGAAAAUUGCUGCAAUGCAUGUAAAAAGAAAGCAACUCCAUCAACUACUACCUAAUCAUGUUCUUCAGAAAAAGAAAAAGCAUUCAACAGAAGGUGUCAGAUUGACGCCUCUGAAUGACAGCAGCCUCGACUUGUCUAUGGACAGUGAUAACAGCAUGUCUGUGCCUUCACCUACUAGUGCUAUGAAGACCAGUCCAUUGAACAGUUCUGGCAGCUCUCAGGGGUAA